AUAAUCAAAACCUAACCUCAAUAAUUCACAAUCGGCUAAUCGACGUAACAUUACUAUUAAAAACUAAAAUUAUUUUCAAAAUGUCAAUGUUUUUCAAUUCUUUAUUCAAAUUAUCACCGAGCUAUGGUAAUCGAUUAAUGUUUUCAUUGCGAGGGUUUCAUACAACUCAAGUUCAACAAUUGUAUUCUUUAUCGUCCCUGGGAGUUGAUGGAUAUCUACAAACUAGGAAAAGGAUAAGAGAGCAGUUUUCAAACUUUUCUGAUAAGUUUAGAGUCAAAAUGCAAGAUUUUGUAUCAGAUUCAAAAAAUAUGAUAUUUACAGAAGACUUAAAAAAUAUGAUACAUAUAGCUGAACCAGCUGAUUUGAACUUAGUUCUAGAAAUGAUUAAAAAGUUUAAUACACAAAAGACAGAAUUCAGAUUUGGUUCCUUUGUUUUUGGCCCGAUUGUUAUGAGAAUGUUUCAUUUUCUCGAUGCUCCAAAUGAAGCUCUUCAGUGUUUUGAAGAUCCAGACAAUGAUGGGUUUUUCGAUCAACUAGUGUCUUACCAAAUUUUACUGGACUUACUUUAUAACCACGAAAUGUAUGAUGAUAUGUACAAGGUAUUUCAAAGAGUUCAGGAAAAACAAUUAAAUAUGACAAAAUACCCUAAAUAUCCAUUUGUAUUAAUAAUGGCAGCUUGCUACAGACAGAACUCACCACAGAGCUUUGAGUAUGCAAAAAAACUAUGGUCAGAAAUGGUCAGCGUAGGCACUGUGCCAUUAAGAAGAACUGCUACUUUUAUGGCUGCAUUGGCGUUAAAUCAAGGAGCUCCUCACUUAGCAUUGGAGUCAUUAGCUUUACAGAAGCAACAUUACGUUACAGUUAGGAAUAUUCGGGCGAUAGCAUUGGCAGAAUUAGGACGAAUAGAUGAAGCUUUAACAGUAUUAAGAGGAGUGUUAGAUAUUGACCAACCAGAUCAGAAAGAUAAACAUACUUUCUUUGAAGAUACGAUUAAUAAAGUACGAGAAGCUGUUGAAAAAGCUGAUAAUAAGGAUGUAAAACAAGAAUUUGAGAAUAUUGAAAAUGCCCUUAAAGAUCGUCAAUUAAUUGAUAAACAGACAAUGGAUCAGUUAUUAACAUCAGACAUAAUCGUAAAGCAGACAAAACCAGACAGAUCUAGCCCCCGAGGGAUGCCGAAAAUGCCGUAUGGAAUGCGUCAGAAGACGAAAAAUUUAUCAUAAUUCUUGAUACAGAUAAAAUCUUGAGUAGAAUGUACAUAAUUGUAUGAAUGAAUAAUUAUUUUGUGCGGUUGUUUGUGAGAUUUAUUAUGUACGUAAUGUUGUGUUUGUUGAAUUUAGCUGUUUAAUAAAAAAUACAAUAUUUGCAAAAA
This is a messenger RNA of Melitaea cinxia (Glanville fritillary), 1369 nucleotides long. RefSeq names its product pentatricopeptide repeat-containing protein 2, mitochondrial-like. Gene Ontology annotation, cellular component: mitochondrion. Gene Ontology annotation, molecular function: protein binding; RNA binding. The transcript is spliced from 9 exons. The coding region runs from base 81 to 1220 and encodes 379 amino acids. Gene Ontology annotation, biological process: regulation of mRNA processing; multicellular organism development; mitochondrion organization. The record is from RefSeq and is a predicted model, not a curated record. Lineage: Eukaryota; Metazoa; Arthropoda; Insecta; Lepidoptera; Nymphalidae.